Messenger RNA from Williopsis jadinii, 1743 nucleotides. It is a transcript of the gene MUB1, whose product is annotated as MYND-type zinc finger protein MUB1. The coding region runs from base 1 to 1743 and encodes 580 amino acids. Lineage: Eukaryota; Fungi; Ascomycota; Saccharomycetes; Phaffomycetales; Wickerhamomycetaceae. The transcript has 2 exons. Gene Ontology annotation, cellular component: MUB1-RAD6-UBR2 ubiquitin ligase complex. The record is from RefSeq and is a predicted model, not a curated record. Gene Ontology annotation, biological process: ubiquitin-dependent protein catabolic process; establishment or maintenance of cell polarity.
AUGAGAGAAUCGAACAACAAAUCAAUCACGCAGAACAGAGCUGCGGUUUCGAUCACCACAAACCUCUACGAUAGAAGAGCACUGGAUGCUACGUGUGAUCGGCCGCUGGUGAACUCGCUGAACCAUCUGACGUUUCUGACGUCGUCGUCAGCCAAAGUGCGCGAGACGCUUGCGAGCGAUGGAGGGCUGGAACGGUUGGUGUCGAUACUGUACGAGUGCAGGAAAGAGGAUGCUGAUAUGGAUUAUGUGCUGGAGAGGCAGGCGAAAGGCGUUGAUAAGUCGAUUGCGGAAGAGAAGCGAGACGCUCUGAUUGCGUGGAAAUGGACUUUGGCGUUCCAAUGCCUGGUGCUGAUUGGCACCAGAGGCACGGAGAAGAUUAGAGAACGGGUGGUUCAGGCCGGCAUCAUCCCCAUCAUCGCCACGGUGCUGGACAACUACCUGCUUGCGACGAGAGAUUUCGACUCGAGGACCGAUACGACGCUGAGCGAUCGGUUCAUUGAUCUCGUCCAGAGACAGCUACAGAUACUACAGAGACGUGGGAAACAGGCUUGUGCGGAGAGGCUCAACGAUGACGAGGAUUUGAGCACUUUUGUCGAUUCCAAUUCUGAGCUGCACAGCUUGCUGGGAAGCGUACGGAAUGAGCAUGGCUCAGGUGGCAACAAUGAACAAGACGUUGAGGUGAUGCAUAACAUCUCCGACAUCACUGCUCAGCAGACUCUACACGACGUUAACAAUACGAUUACAUCACCAAGGUUCUUCUUGAGGGGGAUCCUGGUUCCCAAGGACGACGAUGUUGUGUGGUCGCUGCAGCUUUUGGCGUUCAUUUCGAAGUAUUCUUAUCUAAAGAGUAAUCUACAACAUACUCACCUGGUGGAGUCCAUUUCCCUAAGGUCUUUGUUGAAGAACUGCCAUAGUCCAGCCUCUAUACCUGCUCUGGACAAAGACGACGACCUGGAGAUUGAACUAAUAUCAAACUUGUCAUCAGAUGAGAAUGAACAACAACAGCAACCAAAGAGCCAACAUUCAACACAGUUUACACAAAAUUCAUCACAGAUCACCUCUCAAAACACCUCGUCGGCGUCGUCAUCGCAAAGGUUAGAACCGCAGACCCAGCCGAAUUCCGAGAACUCCAUCCCCUUAACGUGUAUCGCUUCAAAGAUUUCAUCCAUCAAAAGAUCAAUAUUCGAAAAAGACGAGUAUCUACAGAAGUGGGACUACGAUACCUAUUUCUUGACCCAUUCUCCCGAGGAUGACUGUCAAACCAAAGAGAACUGCAUUGAGGAGCUGAACAUCUUCCCAUUGGUGGAGAAGUUCACCGUUAAAACAGUCAACACCUCAGACAUAUGUUAUUGGGCUGGUGUCACGAUGCGUAACUCGUGUCGUAAAGCAGAGAGUGGUGUCAGACAGUGUGCAUGUUUCGACUGUGGUAAAUGGGAAACCACUCCACGGCAAUUUGCCAAAUGUCGCCGUUGUAAACGUACCAAGUACUGCUCCAAAGAGUGUCAGUUGAAAGCGUGGGUUUACCACAAGCAUUGGUGUGUUGAUUCCAACUCCACCUCAACAUCAGGCCAUAGCCAUGGCACUACGAGCUCAACAGUAACCACAACCACAACUGCAAACGUCACAGGACAAGAGAGUGGUGAUUCCCCUGCAGUGGGCACAACUCAACUGCCCCGUGAUGACGAUACGACAGUACCAAUGACGACAGCAACGGCAACUACACGUUUAAACGAAAAUCUAUAA